Molecule: messenger RNA, 357 nt
Organism: Miscanthus lutarioriparius
Lineage: Eukaryota; Viridiplantae; Streptophyta; Magnoliopsida; Poales; Poaceae
Source: the annotation of a GenBank genome assembly
AUGGAGCGGCCCAAACUGGACCAAGCAAACAGGCGGGGCGGGCUGGAGCUGCUCCUGGAGAACUCCACCAAGGUGCACAAGGUGGAGGUCACCACGCCCAAGGACGGCCAAGGCAAGGUGGUGGAGGUCACCACGCCCAAGGAUGGCCAAGGCAAGGUGACGAUGAAGUUGUUGCUCUCUUGGGUCAAGGACAAUCUGAUCAAGGAGCGGCCGGAGAUGUUCGUCAAGGGCGAUUCCGUGAGGCCUGGGGUUCUUGUCCUUAUAAAUGACUGUGAUUGGGAGCUGUGUGGUGGCCUUGAUGCAGAGUUGGAAGAGAAGGAUGUUGUUGUUUUCAUCUCCACUUUGCAUGGUGGUUAG